AUGGCAACAACCCACUGGCCCGGUGGCAUUCCCCGCGGGAUCAAGCAUUAUCCCAAAACAGAUCUAUCUCAAGAAGAGCUCAGGGAAGAAGUCAAAGGCUGGCUACUCUUCGUCCAAGAAAGCUGGGUUCCACGCGACCGGGCCAAUGUCAGCGACGACGACAAGGAGUACGAACUACGCCAGUGUCGAGCCCUAGUUCAAAAAUGGGCUUCCGAGUCGCAAGAGUUUCGUGAUUCGUUCCAUAACCGCGCCUUAGGCAAUGAGCUUAACUACCCCCUUGAGGCGUUGGAACACGUGUCCAAUACUCAGCAGCCCUGUGAAACGAGACAUGUUGUUUGCAUUGCACCAAUUGAUGCGACGUAUCCCGUGAACCGGGCGCGAUGGGUUAAGCUCGCGAUUCUAUUUUACCGUUACGAUAUUGAAUCGGGGCACUGUCUCCCUUUCGAUAACGUCAUCCCCACGGCGGCGGUUCUGAACCCAGAAACUACAAGUACCUGUUCUGUUGAAGAUUUUCUUCCCUGGUAUUGUCUUGAGAAUGCCGAGUUUCCAACUAUCCAGAUGACACGUCCUGGAACGUUUGAAAAGGAUAUUGAAUUCUAUGCGCCUGGUUAUCUGGCCCUUGAAGCGGCUGGGAAAGGCGGGGAGUAUGAUUUUAGGCGCUUGACUGAGCCCGACGACAUUCCAUUCGAUAGGAAGCCGGCGUAUCAGAGGAUGAUGGCGGAUGUCAUGGCUGGUGGACGUCCCCCUUUGUGA
Messenger RNA from Penicillium daleae, 753 nucleotides. RefSeq lists its product as uncharacterized. The transcript has 3 exons. Lineage: Eukaryota; Fungi; Ascomycota; Eurotiomycetes; Eurotiales; Aspergillaceae. The record is from RefSeq and is a predicted model, not a curated record. Bases 1 to 753 code for a protein of 250 amino acids.